Molecule: messenger RNA, 483 nt
Organism: Paramecium tetraurelia
Lineage: Eukaryota; Ciliophora; Oligohymenophorea; Peniculida; Parameciidae
Exons: 1
Source: RefSeq, a predicted model, not a curated record
AUGCCAUUGGUGCCUCCGUAGCCUCAAAUACAACCUCUUCCUUAGAUGGUUAUGCCUUUACCAAUUUAGCCUCCUAUCCCAGCUUAACCAAAAACUGAUUAGAACUUGCCUGUCUAGGUCAAGGGCACCAAGGUGAAGUUAAACCUCAAAAUGAUAAAGGACAUACCUUAAGAAGAGGACAGUGUACUGGAUUAUGACGAAAUCAAAAAGCAAAGUGGAGAUCGCCAAUUUAUCAAUUUAAAGAGAAAACGUAGACUUCUAGAUUAGUAAGAUGCGCCUUUAAUGUAAACACGCAGACGUAGCGAACAGUCCUAAUGUAAGAGAAUGGCUAAGCAAUUAGAUUUAGAGAUUAGAGAAAUGUUGAAUGUAGAUGACAAAGACAUGACACUUAUAAUGGAGGCUUAUCCUGACACAAAAUCCUUGCUCCAGGAAUUAAGGAAUGGCAAUUUAAAGUAAGAGAUAGAGGAUCUAUUACUCAAAUGA